Messenger RNA from Phymastichus coffea, 2312 nucleotides. RefSeq names its product coiled-coil domain-containing protein 186-like (gene Golgin104). NCBI's taxonomy places the organism in Eukaryota, Metazoa, Arthropoda, Insecta, Hymenoptera, Eulophidae. Gene Ontology annotation, cellular component: trans-Golgi network. The transcript is spliced from 7 exons. Gene Ontology annotation, molecular function: small GTPase binding. Gene Ontology annotation, biological process: vesicle cytoskeletal trafficking. The coding region runs from base 468 to 2204 and encodes 578 amino acids. The record is from RefSeq and is a predicted model, not a curated record.
UACCGCUUCUAAAAUCGUAAUGAUCAAUUAACAUGAUUAAAAUUGCUACCGCUUCAGAAACAAGUAUCAAAAAUUAAUUAAUUAACGUGUGUCUUAUCAAAUACAUGUAAUAAUAAAAGUCUCGAUAUAACCAUAUUCAUUAAUUUACUAUUACGGAAAAUCAAAUCUAUUGUUAAUCAAAGUAAUUUAACAACUUGUUAUUGGAUUAAAAAUGUUUCCCAAGGGAUUCCCAAUUCUAUUCAUGUAAUUUAUGUAACGAAGCUGACAAAUUUAAAUACCGGUAAAUUGUCUUCAACCUGAUACCAGUACAAAGGAAAAUGAGCAAUAUUUUUUAACACAAAAACUACAGAAGAAAACCACACCAUAAAUUACUUUAGACUCUGGAAAAGGCGAGAGCAAAAGCAAUAUUUUAUAUCCUGAACUUCGAACUGACAUAUAUAUAUACUUAUAUAUAUAUAUAUAUAUAUAUGUGUGUGUGUGUAUGUAUAUACACGAUGGAAUCAACAUUAGCAAAAUUCUUCAUUUCAAACGAAAAUAGAACUGACAAAUACGACACAGUUUUUCAUAGUACUUGUGUUUUGAAACUUCAAUUUAAUAAUGUCAUUUUCCUAAGCAUCGACUGCUAUAAUUUUUAUUAUAAUGAAUGCAUAAAUAAUUAUAUAGACCAUAAAUUUAGUUUACCCGAUGUAAAUAUUUUUCAAACAUUGAAAAUAUUAUACGAAUCAUUUCUCAUUGUCAACAAUUUAAGCUUGAUAAAGACCAAGAAAUUACAGCUACAAAUAAGAAAACCAAUCGGUAGCAAUAGUGAUAAACUACAUAGAAAAAUACUAGAAUUAAUCAUCAUCUUCUUUCGUUUAAUACAUGAUAACGAUCGUCUAGAAAGUAUAAACAACGCACUUCUAGAUAAAUUAUUGCAAUUGAAAUUGAAGUCUAAUUAUGGUGACAACAUUAACACAACUGAAAUUUGUUUAAAAUGUCUUGAUUUUUCAAAUAAGCUAGAUGCCACAGGUGCCAAAUAUAAUUCUCUCUCUAAAAUCUAUACAAAUUGUCAAUUGGAAAAGGAAAAAAUUGUAAUGAAAUAUGCUAGGAGUGAAAAAGAAUUAAUGGACUUAAAAAGGUUAAAUGAUGCUGCAAAAAAAAAAGUAGAAAUCAUUUCGAGAGAAAAUUUAGAUAUUCAACAAAAAUACGAAAAAGUACAAGAUAAAGUAAAAAAACGGAACGAAGAAAUUCAUAUGAAAUGCUCAGAAAUAAUGGAGUUACAAAAUCGCAUCAAACAUUUGAAAAUAAUUGAAAACGCUAAAGAAAUGAAAUUAUCAUGGGCUCAAAAUAGGCUGAAACUUGUUAGUAGUGCAGCCGAAGAAAUGAAAUUGAAAUUAAAAUCAUCUUUGGAAAUAUCUCCAAAAAUAAAUAAGAAUAAAAUAUAUGAGAAUGAAAAAAGUAUCAACAAAUCAGCUAGUGAUCUAAGAAAAAAAUCAAUCAACUUCCUAGAUCACCAAUACGAUGAACAAAAUACAGACAUUUUACGCGAAGAAAUAGAAGAUAUAUAUAAUAUACAAGGAAAAAAUGAAAAGCUACUAUUGGAAGAGAAAACAAUCUAUUUAGGGAAUUCAUCAAAACUGGACUAUCAGAAUACAAAAUGUAUAUCUUCCACUAACUUACUAAAGAAAAAUAUUGUAGAAAGGAAUAUAGAAAUUGUAAAUAUAGAACAACAUCUUCAGAAAUUACUCCGAAGCAAGGAAGAUCGUAUUCGUGAAUUGGAAUUUGCAAUGGAACAACUUCAUACUAAUGUAGCAGAAGUAAAAUUAGAUUUAGAAAUGCAACGUUACAGAGAAGUACAAGCACUAGAAUUUGUUCAAAAACUUACAGAUAAAAAUGUUCAACUUUUCAACGACUAUCAAAAAUUACAAAACAAAUAUGCCGCAAUAGAAUACAAUCAAAUUCCUCUGACGGAAAACUUCGAACAAAUGAACCUCAAAAUUGAAAACCUGACAUCUGAGAAAUUGAAACAUUUAGAAGAUAACAAUAAAUUAUCAAAAUUUCUAGCAGAACAAAUGUUUAUAAAUGAUAAAUUAUCAAAUCAAAUAGAAGAAUUAAAAGGACAAAUAAUUAUACUUUCAAAAAAAUAUAAUUUUAUUAUGAAAGAAGUGUUUCGGAAGAUCCAUUUAAAUCAUUCUAAUGCUCAUGGUAUUUGUUCUUUGAAAUGAAUUUAAAUGUUAAAUAAUUAAUUUUUUAAUAACGUGCCUUCAUAGAAAAUAUGCUACAUCAGUCCUUACUACAGUUGUCCAUUGUUUUUGUAUAAAAAAAUGCCAAUA